Messenger RNA from Sclerotinia sclerotiorum 1980 UF-70, 726 nucleotides. RefSeq lists its product as hypothetical. The record is from RefSeq and is a predicted model, not a curated record. NCBI's taxonomy places the organism in Eukaryota, Fungi, Ascomycota, Leotiomycetes, Helotiales, Sclerotiniaceae. Bases 1 to 726 code for a protein of 241 amino acids. The transcript has 4 exons.
AUGAGUCCAUCAUUUGCGCAAGCGAAUCCAUUCGCGCGAAGAGAUACACAUCCAGUUCAAGCAAUCUGGACAUAUAAAAUAUGUACAAUUAUAUCCUGGCUGUUGAUGGUAGUAGUGACCUUUUACUACAACUUCCAUGCACCUCAAGAUGACAAGAACUCCUGGCGUCAUACUAUUUGGGAACAGAACAAGAUACAUCAUACACCAUUUGCCAUGAACGCCUUUAUUGCUUCGAUUUAUUGGCUGUUCCUGUUUAUUCUACAGAUUGGAUAUGUUCUUCACCUCUUCACCGACGAGGCUGAGCAUGUUAAUGCCGCAGCAUCAGUUGGAAGUCAUUUUAUUGUCAACAACCUCCUCCAAUUCGCCUUUGUCAUGCUCUUCGUUCGAUCACACUUCAUAUGGGCUGAAAUCAUGUUGAUCAUCAACUUCUUCAAUCUUUCUUCCCUCUACUUCCGUCAUAAUACCACUCCAAGAUUUAUUCAUAUGCCAGCUACCUCUGGUCCACUUGCUUGGACAUUCGUAGCUUUGUAUUGGAAUGGUGCUAUUGCGGUUGGUGCUCAUAACCUUCCUGCACGUAUUGUAGCAAACGUCGCAAUCUGGGGUAUCUUGGUCUAUGGACUGACUACACCAUGGGAUUUGCUCUCAGUAUUAUCACAGCAGCAAUUGGAGUUGGCCAGUUCUUCACAAAAGUAUUCGCCCUUCAAUGGAUCUUUGCUUUUACAAUAA